Messenger RNA from Phyllostomus discolor (pale spear-nosed bat), 1380 nucleotides. Its product is annotated as inactive caspase-12-like. NCBI's taxonomy places the organism in Eukaryota, Metazoa, Chordata, Mammalia, Chiroptera, Phyllostomidae. Gene Ontology annotation, molecular function: cysteine-type endopeptidase activity. Gene Ontology annotation, biological process: proteolysis; regulation of apoptotic process. The record is from RefSeq and is a predicted model, not a curated record.
UCCCUCCAAUUUAGUGGCUAAGGGGUGGCACACAGACAAAUAAGGGUCAAUUUGAUUUAUUAAGUGUGGUAAAAAUAGAUUGGAAAACAGAACAAAAACUUUAUGUGUGUGUAUUUCAUUCUGCAGACUUUGUUAUAUCAAAGUGAGAAGACAGGUUUUGCUGUUUUCCAAAGAAAAGAAGCUACAAAUCUGAGGAGUCAAAUUCUGUCUUAGCAGAGAAUAGAAUUUGAAAAGCUGCAGUUUCCCAUUUAGGCAAUGUGAACACAGGAGUCCACUGAAGGAAGAAAGAAGGUUGCUUUCAUUUUCACUGCUUUUCCUGCCCAGGGAGCCGAAGCAGCAAUGGCUGGCAAGCGACCUCAAGAAGACCCUAUCAACAUGGUGAAGUCACUUGCAAAGAAUUUCCUUGAUGGCAUUUUUGAUGAUUUGAUGGAAAAGAAUGUGUUAAAUGGGGAUGAGUUACGAAGAUUAGGAAAAGGAGUGAAACUCAUCGUGAACAGGACUGAAAGCCUAGUUGAUGAUGUCACUGAGAAAACUGAAAUGGCAGGCAAAAUACUUGUGGACCGGCUCUUCAACACCAAGAAACAGCUGAGAUUAAAUAUACCCAGUAAUGGAGAAGGAGGGCAGAACACGACUGGCCUCAUCAUCUGCAACAAAGAGUUUGAUUAUCUUCAUAACCGAUGUGGUUCUGAAGUUGAUCUUUUGGGGAUGCAAGACCUACUUGAAAACCUUGGAUACUCAGUGGUUGUAAAAGUGAAUCUUACAGCUCUGGAAAUGGAAACAGAGCUCUUACAGUUUGCUGCCCGGAAAGAACACCAAUCCUCGGAUAGUACAUUCUUGGUGUUUAUGUCUCAUGGCAUCCUGGAAGGAAUCUGUGGGAUAAAGCACUCAGAACAAGAGCCAGAUAUACUUCAUGAUGAUACAAUCUUCCAGAUUUUCAACAACCGUAACUGUCAGAGUCUAAGAGACAAACCCAAAGUCAUCAUCAUGCAAGCAUGCAGAGGCAGAGGUGAUGGGACCGUUUGGGUGACUGAUGUGGGAAGAGCCUCUGCAUGUAGAUAUGACCAUACCUUUCAGUGUUACAUCUGGAGUGAUGCGGUUACAAAGACCCAUGUGGAGAAGGACUUCAUUGCGUUCAAAUCUUCAACUCCACAUAAUAGUUCUUGGAGGGUGGAUACAAAUGGCUCUCUCUUCAUUUACCAAGUUAUCCAAUACUUCAAAGAAUAUUCUUGGUGUCAUCAUUUGGAGGAGAUUUUUCGAAAGGUUCAACGUUCAUUUGAGAAACCAAGUGUACUGGCUCAGAUGCCCACCAUUGAAAGAGUGUCCAUGACACGAUAUUUUUACCUCUUCCCUGGCAAUUAAAGCUGUCAUGAAGCUUCUCAG